AUGGCAUGCCCGUUUGGUUCAACAGUGUCUCCUCCCACUCGAGUUUGCCAGGCUGGAGAACAGACCCAAGAGCUGACCGUAUCGGGAAAUCGAGUGAUCGGUACUCAGGUAGUAUUUCGUGUCACAAAUGCUAGAGGACAGCAGCGAAAUACGUCAUCGCAACAGGGAGGCAUCGAAUCUGCAGAGCCAACGUUCCAUUCCCGCAGACCCCACCAGAAGUCGAGGACUGGCUGCUCCAAUUGCAAGAAACGAAGGAUUAAGUGUGAUGAGACCAAGCCAGGCUGCAGAAAAUGCGGCGCCUAUGGCAUAUCCUGUGACUAUUUGGCAGUACAAUCCCGGCCAAAGCCUAGAAAUGUGUUCUCAUUCGCGGACAAAUGUUCUCAAUCUCCUAAGAUUGAUAAUGCCGCAUUUUCAUUCGCAUUAACAGAACUUGCGGAUAAAAUAGAUUCAGCACUGCGACUUGCGCCUAAUAUUGAAGAUGACCUCAAGACUAUCGCGCCAAAGCCGGCCAAUCGUGAUUCCGUUGAAGCUCUCCAUCACUUUCUGGUACUUUCCUCAGAAGACAAUGCACUCAGCGCCGCCGGCAAAGAUGUGAUAAACGGGGCAAUGUUGCGUAUUGCAUUUCAGAUUCCAUAUCUCAUGCAUGCGAUCCUGGGGGCUGCUACAUCUAGCCACAGACGGCUAAUGCCCUGGAAGUCAUCGAUCAAAAUAGCCGAAAGCUAUCAUUGGCACCGUGCAAUCGUAUUAUAUCAAAAAGAGCUAUCUACUCCGAUUGGCGUGCAUAAUAUGGACGGUCUCAUGUCAACCUGUAUGCUCAUGGGUCUUUUCUCCUCCGACUCGAAAGCCUUAAACUGGCUUCUCCUACAAUCGGGACUUAGGCACCUUCUUAAAUUCACGAGCCCCUACUUGCCUCACAGCAUUUGGUUUGAUGUCUUCAUGGAAUCCAAUGACCCAAUAUUCGAAAACCGCCAAGCUGGUGCUGAAGGCAUCCAUCCGGGUCUGGCUGAGCUAUGUGAAAUCGACGAGACAACAACCGAGGAAACAAAUCCCUAUCAUUGGCCACUUCGUAUGCUUAGUCCGUUGCUUGAGCUGGAGCCCCCUAGAGCAAAUUUUAUGAAACUCACAGCAUUCAUGGGAAGGCUACUACCAGAUUAUACUUCGCUACUGGAAAAGAAGGAUCCUAGGGCAGUUCUCAUCUUGGGCUACUGGCUGGCAAAGAAAUGUCAAGAAAACCACUGGUGGAUGCAUCCAAGAGUUCACGCCGAAUGCACGGCUGUAUGCAUGUUCUUAGAAAACUGUCCGGACCCUCGAAUUCUCAAGCUGCUAGAAUACCCAGCUGAACACUGUGGAUACCUUCUGAAGCAUGUCCGAGAAUAGGCGAUUUUUGAAGCCAACAUCGACUUUCUCUGCCUCUUCUGAGAGAGUCCACAUGUAAAUGUCGUCCUUCCUCCCAUAUCCUCGGAAAAAUACCCGUUUACGUUCCUUUCAGCCCUCUGAUGCAUAUAAUAUAGUACCGUUGCGUUCAUCGCAGACGAUGUUACGAACUAGCAUUUCCUGGGUUUCCUAACGCCGCCUCUUGUGCUCAGCAAUCAGUCCGGCUAUGAAACCCCUAGGAACCAUUGUCAGCCAGCUUUCGGAUCAACAUUUCUACACACCCUGACAACUCCUGAUGAUACAUAAUUCCUUUUAGUACAGCUAUUUAUAGAAAUUUUAUUGGAGGAAAUUCCUGUUUUAUUCUCUCUCUUCUUAAUUCUUGAGUAUGGCUGCUUAUUCUCGACUGCUUAAUUUAUUUAUACCCUGCAAUACCUGCUCAAUGAUUCAUGCAACGAGGAUUUUUCGGCGAUAAAGCAUGAUAUCUUGGACUCAGGAAAUCCUAGGACCUAGUUAUUCUCUUACAUACAAUUCAUUUUAGGGUAUAUAUCUUUUUAACGUUGAUUGGAUAUUUUUUUGGAACACGUAUGAGAGCAACUUUUAUUUAUUUUAUGAAUAUAUAAAACAUCCAUCAAACUCCGUGCCUCCCGAAAGAUCGAUAUGAAAGAAAGCAAGUACGGCGAACAAGCAAGCAAGAUCGCGCACACACUAUGGUUCAAUGAAUGCACGGCGCGAGGCACUUCAUCAGGCAUAAUGCAUAACAUUUUGAAAAAACAUAAUGGACGGUGUUUAACUAGCUGAGGUUUGUGGAAUGCGGAUGUGAUUGAAUGAAUGAAGAGGACGGGGAAGUAAAACAAAUGCCAACAAAAAGCGGCAACAGAGCAAGGCAAAAAAAUAUUGGUGCAAGAGAGGCUUUUAGUGAAGAUUUAAGACACCUUAUUUUGGUUAUCUUUCUGUAUUUCCUUCCUUUUUUUCCCUUUCGUGAUGUUUGGGGAUGAAACAACAAACACGAAAAAAACAGGGCCAAGAAAAGUCGUCAACACGAAACAUAACUUGUCAAAAUAAACAAAACUUGCAACGUAAAAACCAUGGAAAGGAGGGCAAAACAUUCCAACCGUCGUCAAGAGAAAUCAAGGAAAUUCAUCAGCACACCAAAAACAGGAAAUAAAAAAACUGAAGAUAUCCUUAUAUAGUAGAAUGUCUCGGCUUUGAAAUCACCCAUUCCUCCCAGAGCUUCCUCUGCCGGUACUCCACAUUGAUUCCAUUAUCUUCAAGGUCAUCGGCAGAUAUCAACGUCAGCGGCGUUGUCCAGUGUGAACAGGGUGAUAUCAAAGAGAAAGCCGUAUCAGGCGAAAGUUCAAUUUGAUUUGCUCUGGGUCCAUUGUCAUCAUUAUGCGAGCUCAAUCCGUCCGAUUCAUCACCGAUGCUUUCAUAGUCGUCGUUGUCACCGUUGGUGUCAGGAUCAUACCUGUCAAAAAAGUCGUCAUCCUCGCUGUCAGAAUUAGGGAAUGACUGGAUAUCUGAUAUAUCGGCGCUGGUAGCCCACUUCUCGUCGAAAGCAUUCGAAUAAUCGAUCCGUCGCAGGCUGACCCACUCCAAAUUAUCCAUCUCCUCACGCAACAUGGAAAGGACAUCUUUCCACAGGCUUCCUUCUUUGAGAAGGACGUCUCGUAAACGAAGACCGCGGAGCGUUCGGCGGUGGCGGCGUGCGAAGUCGAUAAUUUCUUCCGCAUCCAGGCGCCAGGCUUGGAUGCCGAAUGCGCGCAGCCUCUCCCAGUAUACGUUAUGGAAUAUAUCUUCGAGCUGGAGAUCUAGUGGUAUCCGCGAUGGAAAACCUAAAUGCACAGCUUCCAUAUUUUUGGCUGCCAUGAAUAAAGUAUGAAAUACUUCUGAUAAUUCUCGCAUCUCUGCAUUAACGUAUCUUAUCGCAUCGAAGUGAAUUUCCAAACAAGUCAGCUUGACAGCAAGCGCGGAAACCAUAUCGAUUGGGGCUCGUUUUAACGUGAGAGCUGCUUGAGGAUUUAUCUGGGGGCCGGAGAAUCGGUUGACAGGGGGCUGAGAUUCGAGAAGAGCUAUUGCGAGAGUCUGCACUGCAUGGGAGCAUGCCGGUUUCCAAUCCAAUGAUACUAAUGGAUCAAGCGGAUUAUCGUGUCGCUCGAUGAAUUGUAAAAGCUCCCGCUCCAUGUCAUCCUGCACCUUCAAAAUCUUUAUAUGUUGAAGCGAUUUGAAUGCCCGCAUGGCCCGUUUCAGGGAAGCGAAAUCUUCACCCGAGCUGACUAAACGUUUCUGCUCUUCUAGUCGACGAUGAUGUUCGGAAAUCUUUAAUUUACUGGAAUCCGCCGUUAAGAAAAGUUCACUGAGCUUGUCUCGAUCUAAAAAUAAAACCGAAGGGCAGAAAAGGAGAUAGAGCGUUAGACACACCAUGUCUGAAGAAGAAAUUGGAAAGAAAAUGAGGGAGCAAGGAAGCAGCACGGGGAGAUUAGGAAUUAUGAACAACCUUCAACGUAAAACGACCGAAUAAUAUACGUGAAAUUUCUCGAAUGCCUUGCCAAAUGUGGGGAGCUUGACAACAUAUCCAACUUCCGAAAUGCGCUUUCAGAAAACCGCACCACGACCCGGCUAAAUUUAUAGGAGGCGCCUAGGUCUGCAAACCGUUUGCACACCUCUCUGAAGCGGUCGAUGUCCGUCCUAUAGUCUUCCUGGAAGCCAUUCUUAGGAUCAUAAAUGAGAGGUGUUGGCUCUGGUGGGCUGGGGCGCUUGAAACUCUCAAUCGAGAGGUACGCACGACGGUCGACGCUGACGCAUUUCUCAGGGUCCCGGGCCAAAUGGUCCAAUAUUUCUCUUAACAGCUCAUUUGAAAGGCCCAAAAUACCGCGUGGUUCGUCCAUCGCUUGGCUUUGAGAAGCCGAUGACGGCUUUUUUGCCGCUUCAAAUUCUUGGUCGACAGAUUCCUCAUGGAAUAGCCGCAAUCGCGGGGAAAGAAACGAGAAAAAGGAAAAGAACCAACUGAGGAUGAGAGUAGCCAGGUUGGCGAAUUGUUCCGGCGAAAGCUGGUAACGGAGGGGUAAUUGAGGGGCUAGCGGGUGGGCA
Molecule: messenger RNA, 4461 nt
Organism: Blastomyces gilchristii SLH14081
Lineage: Eukaryota; Fungi; Ascomycota; Eurotiomycetes; Onygenales; Ajellomycetaceae
Product: C6 zinc finger domain-containing protein
Exons: 5
Coding region: 1-1377 (458 amino acids)
Biological process (GO): regulation of transcription by RNA polymerase II
Molecular function (GO): DNA-binding transcription activator activity, RNA polymerase II-specific; zinc ion binding
Source: RefSeq, a predicted model, not a curated record